GCUGAGAUCGGGCUUGGGAACAAGCCGCGGACAGCAGGACGACGCAGAAUCAGGACACGUCAACAUGAAUCGCAUCCUUUCGGUACUUUUGUUCGGGGCCGCCUUGGUUGCGCUCAGCGCCGCCGCCGCCACCGACAGUGAGAUUUCCUUUGAAUAUCACCGCUAUGAGGAGCUGCGGAAAGCGCUGGUGUCGGUCUGGCUGCAGUGUCCGACCAUCACCCGCAUCUACACCGUCGGGAAGAGCUUCGAGGACCGCGACCUGCUGGUGCUGGAGAUAUCCGACAACCCCGGGACGCACGAACCUGGCGAGCCUGAGUUUAAGUACAUCGCCAACAUGCAUGGUAAUGAGGCGGUGGGGAGGGAACUGCUCAUCUACCUGGCACAGUACCUGUGCAACCAGUAUCAGCAGGGCAAUGAGACCAUCAUCAAUCUGGUCCAUAGCACCCGCAUCCACCUCAUGCCUUCCAUGAACCCAGACGGCUUUGAGAAAGCUGCUUCACAGUCUGGACAGAUGAAGGACUGGUAUACGGGUCGUAAUAACGCUCAGGGAAUAGAUUUGAACAGGAACUUCCCUGAUCUGGAUCGCAUCAUAUAUAUCAAUGAGCGACAAGGUGGCGCCAAUAACCACCUGCUGCAGAACAUGAAGAAGGCUGUGGACGAGAACACAAAGUUGGCUCCAGAGACCAAAGCAGUGAUCCACUGGAUCAUGGAAAUCCCCUUUGUCCUCUCAGCUAACCUGCAUGGAGGAGACGUAGUGGCCAACUACCCAUACGAUGAGACUCGCACUGGUUCCAAUCAUGAGUACAGUGCAAGUCCUGAUGACGUGAUGUUCAAGUCUCUGUCUCAGGCCUACUCCAUGUACAACCCAGUCAUGUCCAAUCCUCGGCGACCCCCCUGCCGCAAGAUCGAUAAUGAUUCCAGCUUUAAAGAUGGCAUCACUAACGGAGGGGCGUGGUAUAAUGUGCCAGGAGGAAUGCAGGAUUUCAACUACCUCAGCAGCAACUGUUUUGAGAUCACACUGGAGCUCAGCUGUGACAAAUUCCCCAGUGAAGACAAACUCAAGUCCUACUGGGAGCAGAACCGUGAAUCGCUUGUCAACUACCUUGAGCAGGUUCACCGUGGCAUUAAGGGCUUUGUGCGUGACCUCCAGGGCAACCCGAUUUCCAAUGCUACCAUCUCUGUGGAGGGCAUUGAUCACGAUAUCACCACAGCCAAAGAUGGAGACUAUUGGCGCCUGCUGGCCCCAGGAAACUACAAAGUAUCAGCGUCGGCCCAAGGUUACCUGGCUGUCAUCAAGAAAGUGGCUGUGUCUUAUAGCCCUGCAACCCGGAUGAACUUUGAGCUGGAGUCUCUGGUGGAGAAGAAGGAAGAGGAGAGGGAGGAGCUUAUGGACUGGUGGAAGAUGAUGUCAGAAACACUGAACUUCUAAAGGAUAUGACUGGCUGAUUGGACCGACCACACAUCGAUGUAAUAUAUUCAACAUUUAGUGCGCCUUUCCACUGUAAAAGAAUAUAUGGUCUUUUAUAAGUUUUCUUCCCGUUCACCUAUUACUUUAACGAUAAAGAUGCUGAAAUGCCGAUUUUCAUAGGGGGAAUUCACAGAUAGUGUGGAGUCAGUGAGAUCAGUGUCGAUUCCUGUGGUAUUGUGUUCCUUAUUGUACAAGUGAUUGAUAACCAUAGCACUCAUCAAUAUAGCCAAUGAGUGGCUAAGUAAUUACACAUCACAGUAGCUCUUUUUUAAAAAUCAUUUUAAAUGUCUCUGUUUCAUACAAAAACACAUGUACACAGCAAAUUCAUAAUAAACAUGCACACAUACAAGCUGUCAGGUUAUCUCUGUGUAGUUCCUGUUAAACUAAAAAAAAAAACACCUGAAAAAAAGCCAGUAUAUGGCUCAGAUUAUCAGGGACAUUAAAAACACUGUAAACAAAAGACAAGUUAAUUUCCCUCUAUGUUGUUGAUGUUGAGAUUUUUUUUAACUGAAUGCAGCACAGUUUUGAUUUUAGUACAAGAUAAAUAGUUAUAAUAUAUACUGUAUUUAUGAAUAGCUAUUGCAAGAAAUGUGUGGUUUUGUAACUUAAAAAGAAAAAGGAAAACAAGGCCAAAAGAUGUAUAAAUCUGCUCACUGCACUCCACUCAAAGCCAUCCCUUCAUAGGUUGCACUACACACAGACUUGGACUGUGGUAGAAGUCAUUUUUCAAAAACUCUAACACCAUUUAGCUAAUUUUCUGAGUGGAUAUGUUUUGUUUUUUUAAUUCUGGAUGUAGUUCAAUGUGUGAGUCAAUGGAAAGAAUUUAAUGAAUGUACUGCUAUAGAUAUAGAAACUUAAAAAUGUAGAAGUACCAAUUGAUCAAUAAAACUUCUUUAUGUUGUCACAUUG
Molecule: messenger RNA, 2377 nt
Organism: Thalassophryne amazonica
Lineage: Eukaryota; Metazoa; Chordata; Actinopteri; Batrachoidiformes; Batrachoididae
Gene: cpe
Product: carboxypeptidase E
Exons: 9
Coding region: 65-1429 (454 amino acids)
Biological process (GO): proteolysis
Molecular function (GO): zinc ion binding; metallocarboxypeptidase activity
Source: RefSeq, a predicted model, not a curated record